Messenger RNA from Camelina sativa (false flax), 945 nucleotides. NCBI's taxonomy places the organism in Eukaryota, Viridiplantae, Streptophyta, Magnoliopsida, Brassicales, Brassicaceae. The record is from RefSeq and is a predicted model, not a curated record.
UCUGAUACUCCACAAGAGAGCGAUGGGGAAGUGAAGUCUUACGCAAGAUACAAAUACCCAAAUAUGAGUAAAAAGAUUGGAGAUUUCAAGCUGGAUGUGAUGGAAGGGGAGUUCACUGACUCUCAGAUUAUUGUAAUGCUUGGGGAGAACGGUACAGGGAAAACUACCUUCAUCCGGAUGCUGGCAGGUGCAUUCCCACGUGAAGAAGGUGUAGAAGAAUCAGCUAAUAUGCCAGAGUUUAACGUAUCAUAUAAACCGCAAGGGAUUGGUUCGAGGCGUGUGUGUACAGUGAGACAGUUGCUGCAUGACAAGAUUCGUGAUGCAUAUGUGCAUCGUCAAUUUGUGUCGGAUGUAGUGAGACCGCUUCAGAUUGAGGAGCUCUUGGAUAAAGAGAUAAGCAAACUCUCUGGUGGAGAGAGGCAGAGGGUUGCCAUAACUCUAUGCCUCGGUAAACCUGCUGAUAUCUAUCUGAUUGAUGAGCCAAGUGCGUAUCUAGACUCUGAGCAACGGAUCACAGCUUCAAAGGUCAUUAAAAGGUUCAUCCUACACGCGAAGAAGACCGCGUUUAUCGUGGAGCAUGACUUCAUAAUGGCGACCUACCUUGCGGACAAAGUUAUCGUCUACGAAGGACAGCCUGCCGUCAAGUGUACUGCUCAUUCUCCACAGUCGCUCCUCAGCGGAAUGAACCUUUUCUUAUCGCACCUCAACAUCACAUUCAGACGAGAUCCGACUAACUUCAGGCCAAGGAUCAACAAAUUAGAGUCCACCAAGGACAGGGAGCAAAAGCUUGCGGGAUCAUACUACUUCUUAGACGACUAAUUCAUGGUAAAAAUAUAGAGAAAGAGAGCUUAUUCGAUAUGCAUAAGUGCCUCAAUUUGUUGUUGUGUUUGUACUGUGCUAGCUAGUAUUUACGACUGAAGCAAUUCCUAUUCGGAUUGCUCUAGU